Molecule: messenger RNA, 1254 nt
Organism: Symbiodinium natans
Lineage: Eukaryota; Dinophyceae; Suessiales; Symbiodiniaceae
Source: the annotation of a GenBank genome assembly
AUGGCCUUCUACAACAGCAGCCAGGUGCAAGGGGAUGUGGAGCUUCACUCCUGCCAGGAGAACUGUCGGCUUUAUGCCGGAUACUCCGAAGCGAUCCAAAGACAUGACGGGGUUCCAAGCUCGGGUGUGAAGGGGCACGGAUCGUCCUUGUGGGUCACGGUCACGCCCGUGAACCAAGCAGAGACAGAGGCGGUGGAGGCUGCUCUUGAGGACCUCCUCAAUACGAGCAACUCCAGCAAUAGCACAGGGAUUGUGGCAACCGUUGUGGUCAACACCUCCCUGAACCAAGAGUUGCAGCUGACCCUCAUAGACCCCGCCGCUCUUGCGGCUGUGGCGAAUGAUACCAACUCGAGCAACAGCACCUUGGACAUCGUGUCGAGUGUGGGCACCGUGUCGAUUCCCCUAAGCAGCCUGCAAGAGGUCGCGGCGCAGGCGGGGUCGGAGCGUGUGAUUCUCAGCGUGGCCCAGAUGGGCCCUACCUCGGAGUUCGCUUUGAGCUCGGAGGUCGCAGGAAACUCCAUUGUGAGUCUGACAUUCCGCACCGAGACGGGCGAGCCCAUUCAAGUGUCGGGAUUGACUGCGCCUGUGGAGUUUCUGCUUCCAGCCAGCGACAAUGACGUCUGCUUGUAUUGGGAUGAAGAUCUGCUUGAGUGGUCGGACAAGGAUAUAGAAACCGCUCCCAAUGGCACUGCACCGAUUGGCUUCGCCCUCUGCAGAUCAAGACACUUCUCAAUUUUCGGCACUGGGUCACCUCCCCCCACCACUACCUCUACCAGCACAAGUGCUCCUACGACUACAACGCAGGCGGUGGCGACGAGUACAAGUGCACCUGCGACUACAACGCCGUCGGUGGCGACAAGUACAAGUGCACCUGCGAGUACAACACAGGCGGUGGCGACAAGUACAAGUGCACCUGCGAGUACAACGCAGGCGGUGGCGACAAGUACAAGUGCACCUGCGACUACAACGCAGUCGGUGGCGACUAGCACAAGUGCUCCUGCGACUACAACGCAGGCGGCGGCGACGAGUACAAGUGCUCCUGCCACAACAACGCAGGCGGUGACGACCCAAGCACCGGGAACCACGACCGCAGCAGACAUCCGCACCACGAGUGCUGCCCAGGAGUACCCGAAGCGUCGUAGGCCUCACAGUCACAGGCACCAUCAUUGGAGGCACAAGAGGCGAGCAGAGUACUCAAACCGCGGAUACGGGCGUCCGCAGACCACCCACCGGUAUUACUCGUACUACAAGUAG